AUGUCGCCCGCCAUCGCGGCUAAGGAGGGCGGCCGGCAGCGCCGGGCCGGGAGCCACCACCACUGCCUGGACGUGAGGAGCGAGGCGCCGCCCGCCCUGGCGCUGUGUGGGGACGGGCUGCCGGGCGGCGAGGCCGAGGCGCUGCUGCCGGCGGAGGCGGGUUUGCGGGGUUCGCGGGGGUGCCGGGCGGAGCUGGGCAGCAUCCUGCUGCUGCUGGUGCUGUACGUGCUGCAGGGCAUCCCGCUGGGGCUGGCGGGCAGCGUCCCCCUCAUCCUGCAGAGCAAGAGUGCCAGCUACACCGACCAGGCCUUCUUCAGCUUCGUCUUCUGGCCCUUCAGCCUCAAGCUCCUCUGGGCCCCCUUGGUGGACGCCGUCUACCUGCGGGGCUUUGGCCGCCGCAAGUCCUGGCUGGUGCCCACGCAGUACGUCCUGGGGCUCUUCAUGAUCUACAUGUCCACCCAGGUGGACAUGCUGCUGGGCGACGGGGAGGGCCGGGGCCCCGACGUGGUGGCCCUCACCGUGACUUUCUUCCUCUUCGAGUUCCUGGCGGCGACGCAGGACAUCGCGGUGGACGGCUGGGCCCUGACCAUGUUGUCCAGGGAGAACGUGGGCUACGCCUCCACCUGCAACUCCGUGGGCCAGACGGCCGGCUACUUCUUGGGCAACGUCCUCUUCCUGGCCCUCGAGUCGGCCUCCUUCUGCAACAAGUACCUGCGGUUCCAGCCCCAGCCCCAAGGGAUUGUUACCCUCUCAGGUACUGCCUGGAACCUGAGCGCCGGGAUGGCGGUGGCCGGGCUGCUGGUGCUGGCCCGCAGCGUCCGCAUGACAGCAAAGUUUACAAGUGCUUUGGAUAUACCUGUGGAGUUUGUAGAAAAGAAUGUGAAGUUGCGGGGAAAAUUUCAUCGCGUAACUGAGAAAGGCCUGGAAGUUGAACACAUUCCCAUUAGCAUUCCUUUCAUUACAUCGAUUCAGAGAAAAUGGCAAUCAAAAGGUCUUCUGCUGGUAAGGCUUGCUGGAGUGGAGUUGGCUCCGACCGGCGUGGCCUGGUUACAGCGAGAGUUGAAACCCGAACAAAUGAUAUGGUUCCAACUUCUUGGAAGGGAGGACUUGUCACUCGACUGCCUUGUUUUAGUAAAUAAGGGUCGAUUUCUCAGCGUGUGCUUAAAUGAAGAGCUCUUGAGACAAGGGCUUGGCAGAACAGCACGUAUUGAAGGACUACAUCAUGAUUCCCGCCUGUACUGGAAACUUCACAAAAGACUGCUUCGAGCAGAGUUAAAGGCCUUGAAGAAAAAUAAAGGAAUAUGGAAAGAAGAAAGCUACUCUGAAAGAAUCAGAGAUCGUAUAAGCAACAAUAAAUUUGUACAGACAUUGAAACAAUUUGCAAGCUGGUUAAGAAGCUCUAUUCAAAGGUAAAAAGGGAGACUUGCUUGGAGGAAUGCCAGUUACCUAUGUUAUGCGCUUUACGUAAAGUGUAAGUUUAUGAUAAAAAACAGUGCCAUGAUUUCAAGGGUCCCUGUCUUGAACAGAAAACCCAUAGUUACUUCAUGCCAUAUUAUAACCCCUAUGAGAUUGAAAUUUAGUAGUAGCACGCAGGCCACAAAUUAAAAUGUUCUGAAGCCGAACUUUUUCACAAUGACGACCUAAGUUAGUUGUCCAGUUUUCCACCUGCUAAACACCUACACAGCUCUGUUAACUGCCUAGUGAAAGCAGUCGACAGUCCAGUUUUUAGGGAGGUGCAGAGUGUUAGUUCAGCAUGUUGGGCCUUAAAUGCUUCUCUGUUACAUGUCAUUACUACGUAGCUCACAUUGGUUAGAAAACUCCAUUUCAGACCUUUACAAAGCUUGUGGUAUGUGUUUACACACGAGCAUUUUGUUUGAAUUCUGUUCUAACACUGCUUUUGUGUAUAAUUUGUGUUUCAAAAAUCUUUCAUCUUGAAUAAUGGGUUGCAUUGUUACCAAUAUAAAAGGUAAUUUGUUACAGCUGAUCUUAAAAAGCUGAUAAGGUCAUAACAAAUAAACGUUCUUGGGGGAAAAAAAAACCCAACAGUUGGUAUAUCAAGAAUAUAAAUUAAUAUGUCAGUAAUCCAAAUUUUUAGAAGACAAC
Molecule: messenger RNA, 2103 nt
Organism: Haliaeetus leucocephalus (bald eagle)
Lineage: Eukaryota; Metazoa; Chordata; Aves; Accipitriformes; Accipitridae
Product: acetyl-coenzyme A transporter 1-like
Exons: 5
Coding region: 1-1413 (470 amino acids)
Cellular component (GO): membrane
Molecular function (GO): acetyl-CoA transmembrane transporter activity
Source: RefSeq, a predicted model, not a curated record